This is a messenger RNA of Belonocnema kinseyi, 1200 nucleotides long. RefSeq lists its product as uncharacterized. Lineage: Eukaryota; Metazoa; Arthropoda; Insecta; Hymenoptera; Cynipidae. Bases 129 to 530 code for a protein of 133 amino acids. The transcript is spliced from 3 exons. The record is from RefSeq and is a predicted model, not a curated record.
UGACCUGGAAGCAUCAGCUGAUUCGCCGGUCUCUAUUAAAUUUUCCGCGGUCUCAGAAAAUCUGGUUUCGAAACUUUUUCGAUUUUUCAACCUUAAAAAUUUUUAAAUAAUCUCUUUUGUCCUCAAGAAUGAGAUUGGUUUCGGUACGAACUUCCGGUUACUUCGCGGUGAUUUCGAUUACCGCUUUCCUCAUCAUCUCUUUCAGCGUGGAGACUUGGGCGAAGCGUGGUUGUUCUGCAUUUGGUCAUUCAUGUUUCGGAGGCCAUGGAAAGAGAUCUGAAACAAAGCAGCAAGAAUCAUCGAAAGAAAGAAACAGUAUCAGUCGAGAAGUUCCAGAAUAUGUUUUAUCACGAUCCAAUGAUGAAAUUUUUGCAAUGGACCCUGCGCAGCUAAUUCAGAAUAGAGCAGAACGACGUAUUUCUGAAAUUGACAAAAAGCAAUUGGGAGAUGAUCCACUCUCUAUAUUUAUCAGGCAAUGGAUCAUAUCGCGUCACCGUCAAUAUGCUGAUACUGGGGAUGCAAAUAAAUAAACUGACUGGAAGAUUUCGAUGAAACAAUAAGAAUGCUAAUAUUAUCUUUAUCUCAAAGCUAUUUUUUAUUUAUUUUAAUUUUUUGAACAUGUAUCUAAAAUUUUGCAUUUCACACGCUUUUUAUUCGUCCAGGAUCAUGAGAAACCAAAUUGAUAAUUUAAAUCCUGAAUUUGUCGGUACAUAAUUUAUUUGGUGAUAUAUGCAUGAACAUAAAAAAAAAGAGAAAAAUCAAGUCAUGAAAUUAUAAUCGAGAUAAUAAAUUAAAUACGACCUCGUAUGUUUUACACGAAAUUAAUAUAAUUACAUACCAUGUAAAUCAAAGCUCUUCUCCAAAAGUAUGCACAAAAAAGAUUCUUAUUUAUUACUGAACAUUAUUCAAUUAUUUUGUUUAAAUUCUAUUAGUCUGAAAGCAAUUGUAUUAUAUUUAUUUUUCAUAAUUAUAUUUAUUUCCUCGAAAAUGUAAAAAGUUUUGUCAAUAAAAUGUAACUUAUGUAUUAGUAUUUUAUGAAAUUUGUAUCUAUAGAGAUUUAUUAAGUGAAGGAUUUAGAAUUUAUUACAAACUUUCCACUAAUUCUGAAAUUUAUUUAAAUAUAAGUCAUGUUACUGAUUGUAAUUCCUGCAGUGAGACUUUAUUGAACUUAAGACUAAAUGUAACAAUGUGCGUGAGUAA